AUGGAAAAAGAGCAAGAGGAAAUUCAGUUUCUUGGUUUCUUUGGCAUUUUCAAAGAGUCUUUCAUUAUAACUUUUUCAUGGAGAAAGGUUUUCUUACAAAUCACCUUAGCCAUUAUUUGUCCUCUCUCUCUAAUCUUCUUGGCUCAUAUGCAAAUCUCUCAAUUCCUCUUUGAAGACAUAAUUCACAAUGAAGAGGCAUCAGGGUAUACACACAAGAGUUCAUACACAUAUUUUAACAUUUCCAAUUCAAUCUCGUCCGAUUGGACAACAUUUUGGACGUUCAAAUUCACUUACUUCAUUUUCUUCCUCGCCCUCUCCCUUCUCUCGACUUCUGCUGUAGUCUACACUAUUGCUUGCAUAUACAUCUCGAAAACAAUAACCUUCAAAAAAGUCAUUAGAGUGGUACCGAAAGUUUGGACGAGACUUAUGAUAACUUUCAUAUGGAGUUUCAUCGUCAUUUUUGCAUACAACGUUCUUGCAUUACUUGUACUUUCUACAGAAUUUACCGAUAUUACUACCCUAACUAGAUUUCCAAUAUUUGCAAUUCUUGCUGCCGUAUACAUAAUGGGAUUUCUUUAUAUAAGCAUCAUCUGGCAUUUGGCUAGCGUGAUUUCUGUUUUGGAACAAGAUUAUGGGAUUGAAGCCAUGAUCAAGAGCAAGAAAUUGAUAAAAGGCAAGUUAAUCAUUUCACUAUCCAUUUUCCUGUUGCUCAAUCUGUGUUUCAUUGCAAUUCAACUGGGAUUUCAAAGGUGUUUUGUUCUUGGGAACUACUCUUUAUGGAGCAAAUUAGGGUUCGGAAUUUUUUGCUUUUUUUCGCAGUCCAUUUUGACACUAUUUGGCCUUAUAAUCCAAACAGUCCUUUACUUCGUUUGCAAGUCAUAUCACCAUGAAACUAUUGACAAAUCUUGGUUAGCAGAUUCUCUUGAGGUUUAUGAUUAUUUAGGGGAUUAUGUCCCUUUAAAAUCAAAGGAUGUUCUAUUGGAACAAUUUUAUGUGUAA
Molecule: messenger RNA, 999 nt
Organism: Olea europaea var. sylvestris
Lineage: Eukaryota; Viridiplantae; Streptophyta; Magnoliopsida; Lamiales; Oleaceae
Exons: 1
Coding region: 1-999 (332 amino acids)
Source: RefSeq, a predicted model, not a curated record